CACAAACACAAAAGACAAAGCAGCCGGUUCAACAACGUUGGGCUUCAGCCCAUUACCAACAACCAACUGACGUUACUACGCAUUAUCUGCUCCCUUAUAUAAACUCGCCCUCGCGCAGCCUCCAAUUCCCUAAUUCUGCACACACACACACACAGAUAGAGAUAUCAGGAAAUUCCGCUUCGAUCUAGAUUUCCCUUUCCAGAUUUUCAUUUCCGAUUCGGCCAAGCAAAUAUGGUUGGGAAUCAGCCUGAGAAGGAACAUCCGGUGCCGGCGUUUGGGUUGGCUGCCAGGGACCAAUCUGGAGUCCUCUCCCCCUUCAACUUCUCCAGAAGAGCGACUGGGGAGAAGGAUGUGAAGUUCAAGGUCAUCUACUGUGGGAUCUGCCAUUCGGAUCUCCACAUGAUCAAGAACGAGUGGGGCACCAGUACCUAUCCUCUUGUCCCUGGGCACGAGAUCGUGGGAGAAGUGACAGAGGUCGGGAGCCAAGUGGAGAAAUUCAAGGUUGGGGACAGAGUCGGGGUAGGGUGCAUUGUAGGGUCAUGCCGCUCCUGCGACAACUGCUCCAACAGCAUCGAGAAUUACUGCCCCAAAAUGAUCCUGACCUACGCCGGCACCUACCACGACGGCACCGUCACCUACGGCGGCUACUCCGACGUCAUGGUCUGCGACGAGCACUUCGUGGUCCGAGUCCCCGACGCCCUCCCUCUCGACGCCGCCGCCCCGCUGCUCUGCGCCGGGAUCACGCUGUACAGCCCGCUAAGGUAUUACGGGCUCGACAAGCCCGGGAUCCACUUGGGCAUUGUUGGGCUCGGUGGGCUGGGCCACGUCGGGGUCAAGUUCGCCAAAGCUAUGGGCGCUAAGGUCACCGUCAUCAGUACCUCCCCUGCCAAGAAGCAGGAGGCCAUUGAGCGACAUGGUGCGGAUUCCUUCUUGGUCAGCCGCGACCAGGAACAAAUGAAGGCUGCAAUGGGGACGCUGGAUGGUAUAAUUGACACAGUGUCAGCUGUGCACCCAAUUAUGCCCUUGAUUGGGCUGCUCAAGACACAUGGGAAGUUGGUGUUGGUCGGCGCUCCGGAGAAGCCACUGGAGUUGCCAGUUUUCCCUCUGCUCAUGGGAAGGAAGAUAGUAGGGGGGAGUUGCAUCGGAGGGAUGAAGGAGACGCAAGAGAUGCUCGAUUUCGCAGCAAAGCACAACAUCACAGCUGAUAUCGAGGUUAUACCGGCCGAUUACGUGAACACGGCGAUGCAGCGCCUUGAGAAGGGAGAUGUUAAGUACCGAUUCGUCAUCGAUGUGGCCAAGACUAUGCAAGCUUAAGUUUUGUGAUCCGUUAGGGAGAAGCUACGGGGAUUUUGUUUUGUUGGCUUGAUAAGAGGCGGCGUAGGAAGUGGAGAAGUGUGUGAUUAGUACUUACCAUCCUCUAGUGUUUUGAGAAGAAGAAGAAGAAGAAAGUGUUUGCUUUUAUUGCUGUCAUUGCUUGUGAAAAAGGUGAAAUAAGAAGUAACUGUGAUUUGUGUCGUAUAAUUUACAAGGAAAAUCCAAAAAUAAUAAAGUGUCUUUUUUCUUCUCUCUCUCAAAUUCAAUCUCUAUGAUUUACUCUCUAGAGUUCCUUUCUCCAGCUCUCUAUCACCGUCGUCAAUUUAGAGACGUGCGUGCUCCACCCUUUUCAAUUCUGUAUGUUGUCUUUG
Linum tenue is the source of this 1685-nucleotide messenger RNA. The record is from the annotation of a GenBank genome assembly. NCBI's taxonomy places the organism in Eukaryota, Viridiplantae, Streptophyta, Magnoliopsida, Malpighiales, Linaceae.